AUGCGUCACUACAAGCUUCCCGACGUUAGAGAACAACGACGUAAGUCUUUUGUUCCGCAAGACCUACAGCGUUGUCCGUUCGUUUUUCUUCGCCUUGAUGGUCUCCGCAGACCACUGGAGCGACCUUACGAAGGUCCUUUCAAGGUCCUGCAGCGUAAGGACCGCGUUUUUAUCAUCGACCGUCACGGUAAACGUGAAGCCGUUACAAUUGACCGUCUCAAGGUUGCCCACGUGGAACCUGAGCUCAACGAAGACCCUUACUCGUCUUCUGACGAAUCAACGCAGCCUAUGAUGGAAGACUCGACUGCUUCCAACAUCCCUGACCCCAAGUAUCACGCUCCAUCCAAGCCUUCUACUUCAGCUCCGCCGCUUCCCAUCGAACCAACUGCCACGUCUUCAGCAGUUCCUCCAAUUUUGCGAUCCGAUAGGACGUCUAAGACGACGCCUUCCUCUGAUUCGAACAAGUCGACUAGGUCGGGUAGACGCGUUCAUUGGCCAGCUCGAUUAAGGGAUUAG
Molecule: messenger RNA, 516 nt
Organism: Dicrocoelium dendriticum
Lineage: Eukaryota; Metazoa; Platyhelminthes; Trematoda; Plagiorchiida; Dicrocoeliidae
Source: the annotation of a GenBank genome assembly